Rotaria sp. Silwood1 is the source of this 1104-nucleotide messenger RNA. NCBI's taxonomy places the organism in Eukaryota, Metazoa, Rotifera, Eurotatoria, Philodinida, Philodinidae. The record is from the annotation of a GenBank genome assembly.
AUGACUCUUCGUCAUUUUGGUAUUAGUUGGGUUAAGUGUGAUGAUUUUUUUAAAGAGAUUGGUGCAUUAAGGGCUACAACAGCUAAUAGAUGGGCUAAUACUUUUUUAUCUGGUAGUUUUGAUAAAUUUAUUAAUGAAGGUCGAGGUGGAAAACAUAUUUCCAGUUUUUACGAUGUAUUUCCUGAUAUUGAAUUAUUAGCUAAAAAUUAUUCUGUUCAAAGAUGUGCUGCAAAAGCAGCUGAUUUUGAUGCAUUUGAACUAGCUAAAUUUAUAGAUGAACAAUUUUAUAUGUUAACUAGUAUUAAAAAAGAUUCUAAUGAUUCAUUGAUUCGUUCAGUUAAAUCCUGCCGUCUGGAUCUUCGAAGAUGGGGCGCUCGUUUCGAAUCUAAUUCGCAACGUCCCUACUUCGAAGGCCACAAGAGACAGGACGUAGUUCAACACCUUACAACAUUUUUACAGCAUUUUCUUCCAAGAAAAGAUUCAUAUUAUUUAAUAAGUGAAGGUGCACAGCCAAAAUGGCAAAUACCCACAGUUGGGACACCGACUAUUCUGAUCUUUCGCGAUGAGAGUACAUUCCGAAGCGGUGAGGUAUCAGCUAAACGCUGGUUAUACGAUGAUCAGGUACCAUUUUAUUCUAAAGGUCGCGAAUUAGAUGAAGAACAACAUAUUGAUUAUAUAGAACGUUCUGCUAGUGCAUCUAUGCACGUCGGUUUUGAUGCUUAUUUUGAUAAUGCGACAAUAUUAACACAAUUUGAGCGAUUAUUUAAAUUACUUGAAUUCAAAGAAUGUUUUAACAAUCAUAAAAUUGAAAUCAUAGUUGAUAAUGCUCGUACGCAUUCAGCUCGUAAUUAUAAUUUAUCUGAUUUCGGAAAAGGAAUUUCAACACGUUGUCCUGUAGAUCGACUUCAAUGGGUGGAUGAUAAGGGUGCUACACAAUCAUUAUCAUGUUAUUUUCAGCAAGGUUCUAAUCGAGGAAAAUCCAAAGGUUUAUUUGAAAUUGCAGUCGAACUCAAUUAUAAUCCUUCACCAAAACUAAAAUUAAGUGAAUUGCGUCAGUUACUUGCCCAUCAUCCGGCAUUUCAAAACGUAAUUUUUCUUAGCUAA